CUUCUUCCUCUCUGAUGUUAGCAGGCGACACCUAGCACUCCUAGGUGGAUGCUACCGUACCGCCACAUGUUUUUGUAUUUUAUUAUUUAGAUAUUAUACAUAUAUUUCACCGGUACCAACUCGUAGUAAGUUACGACGAGCUAAAAGCAAAAUGUCAGCAAGUGCGGUGUAUGUGUUAGACCUCAAAGGCAAGGUAAGAGGACAUGAUAUUUGCUUAGCUAGCUUAAUCUAAAAUGGUUCACAUAUGUUUACUAAUGCAUCGCAUAAUUUGAUGGUCAAAGUACAAUAUAUAGCUAGCAACUUUACGUUCUAAGAAAAAUAUACAACAGUGAAUUUGAGAUGGCUAGUUUUUUAUGUUGACACGGGAAAUUAAUCAUAUGCAUUGUAGCUAGUUUCUUAGCUAGCAGCUAACCCACCAGCUAGACUGGAUUGGGAUGGACUGGUUCAAUGGAUCACGUGAUGUAUUGUGGCCAAAUUCUGCAUGAUAAUGGUUGUGGUGGCCAUAUGAACAGUAUACUCUAUCACAAGCUUGACAAGGAUGUCAUCAUGAUCUCCAACAUUUGCCUCCAUCCAAAGGCCUGUUUUGAGAAUGAAAACACACUCCAUGUGAAGGCUCAAAUGCAUAGUCCAGUUAGACCCAUGUAGAUUUUUGUGUUCCAUAUCAAAGACACUUGAAGAUAUGAAAACAUGAUGCCAGUUCAGGAUGUCAUCAGGAGGCACAUACCAUGUAGGAUGGAGAGAUAGCUAGAGAAGUAAGUUCCUGUUGAUUUUGUUUCACCUCUCCAGGUUCUGGUUUGUCGUAACUACAGAGGAGAUGUGGACAUGUCAGAGAUUGAGCACUUUAUGCCCAUCCUCAUGGACAGAGAGGAGGAGGGCAACUUAUCCCCUAUCCUGGCCCACGGAGGGGUCCGCUUCAUGUGGAUCAAACACAACAACCUGUACCGUAUCCUUACUGCCACUCACUCAACCUCUCACAAAGGGGAUUAGAAUGACUACUGCCUCAGUAUUCCUUUGCCUUUCCAAUAUAGAGUCCCCAAUACAAAUGGGAAACCGUUCCAUAUCUUGCUCUGGGAAAAAGGGAGAGUGAUGGUUGGUUUGAUUGCUUAGGUCAAAGUACUACUACUCUCGCUGAGAGCUGAAGCAAUGGAUAGGUUCACUUCUUGCAAAUUCCACUUUAUUGAGGUAGAUACAAGUCGACUCAUGUUGACAGCCCCACAUCAACUUUUCACCUUAACAAAUGUUCCAUCAGUUGUAGCAACGUCUAAGAAAAAUGCCUGUGUCUCCUUGGUCUUCUCUUUCCUCUACAAAAUUAUCCAGGUGAGUUGCGAUAAGUCUGUCUAUAAUGGUGUGCAGUGGUCUUAUUUUCCAAUAACCCAUAGGUAAUUACUGGUGGUUAACUGGUAAGAAAUGUGUUGUAUCUAGACUCAGUCUAUUGUCUCUGCAGGUUUUCUCAGAGUAUUUUAAAGAGUUGGAAGAGGAGAGUAUCAGAGAUAACUUUGUCAUCAUCUAUGAGUUGAUGGAUGAGCUGAUGGACUUUGGCUACCCCCAGACUACUGACAGCAAGAUCCUUCAAGAGUGAGUAUCCUUUCUAGCCCUUAAUCUGUCUACAACACUCUUGUCUCUGUACAAACCUAUGUUUAGCUUCCAUUAAACAGUUUAAAAUUCCUCCAAGUUAAACAUGAUAAAAUAAUGUAGUAGUGACCUACAGUACUGUAUGUACAGUUUCUUACAUUUCACCUAAACACCCAGUAUGACAGACAGUUCCUCUUAGUUUUGUCCUGUCCUCUCACCCGGUCUGUCUUUGUUGGUUUGUAGGUACAUCACCCAAGAGGGGCACAAGCUGGACACAGGGGGCCCGCGCCCCCCUGCCACCGUCACCAACGCUGUGUCCUGGAGGUCAGAGGGCAUCAAGUACAGGAAGAAUGAAGUCUUCCUGGAUGUCAUUGAGUCUGUUAAUCUUCUGGUGCGGCACCUUGUCACGUCGUGUUCUAAGUCUAACACUCGCCUCCCUCUAAUACAGUCUUCUCUAUGACAAAAUUAUUCAGUGUUUCAUUGAAGUACUAUCAACCAUUUUCAACUUAGACGCAUUUCUGCAAUUGUUGUAAACGGUCUGACACUUCUCCCCCUUUCUUUCCUCUGUGCAGGUCAGUGCAAACGGUAACGUACUGCGCAGUGAGAUCGUGGGCUCCAUCAAGAUGCGUGUGUUCUUGUCAGGGAUGCCUGAGCUGCGUCUGGGCCUCAACGACAAAGUUCUGUUUGAGAACACUGGCCGUGAGUUCCUCUGCACUCUGCACACAGUUUGCCACUGUGGAUGGGUUACAGUUCAGUUAAAAGACAUGCAUGUCAGAUUUCAAAGCUGUUUGUCUGUAUUCUCAGACCUAAUUUUAGACACUAACGCGUGACUUAGCCUUUUGCUUAGAAUUUCCCAUAGACAUCAUUGCAUAAUUUUGUUGUAUGCAGUGCACACAUAUUUCAAGUUAUGAUUCAGCUCUUACCUCUAAUCAAUUUAAAUUCCAAACAGAGCUUUCGUUUUUCUCAGAUGACUGUACUUGUACCACGUACAAUCCUCUCAUGCCCUGACUCUCUCUGUGGCUAUGCUCACCACAGGAGGGAAGAGUAAAUCAGUGGAGCUGGAGGACACGAAGUUCCACCAGUGUGUGCGUCUGUCCCGCUUUGAGAAUGACCGCACCAUCUCCUUCAUUCCCCCCGAUGGAGAGUUUGAGCUCAUGUCCUACCGCCUCAAUACACACGUAUGUACUGUAUGAGAGAGAGGCCAGUUUAAUUUGAUUAGAUGGGCUUGUUGUUAUGGGUCUGUUUUACAGACAAAGAUGACUUCUUAGACAAAAAACCAUGCUUCAUGGAGAUUCUCCAUCGAAAGGGCUUCUUAGUCCAAGACUAGGUUUUAUCUCUGUCUGUGUUACCGCCCCUUUAAGGGAUGGGCAUGCAAUUAGAAGUGUACAAAUUAAAGCUGAAAUCCGUACUUGGUGAAACUGCCAUGUCCGUUUGCAAUAUUAAAACAAUAAAGAAGUUACUUCAAACAACGAACACUGUUUUUUACCUCGGGCAUUGCACAUCAUUGCACGAGCGAUAGAACAGCAGAGUAUGUACUGCUCAAAUUUUCGCCUAAAAUGACAUACCCAGAUCUAACUGCCUGUAGCUUAGGACCUGAAUCAAGAAUAUGCAUAUUCUUGAUACCAUUUGAAAGAAACACUUUAAAGUUUGUGGAAAUGUGAAAUUAAUGUAGGAGAAUAUAACACAUUAGAUCUGGUAAAAGAUAAUACAACCAAAAAAACAUGCGUUUUCUAUUAGUUUUGUUGUUCCAUCUUUGAAAUGCAAAAGAAAGGCCACAAUAUAAUAUUGCGGUUUGGUGCGAUUUAGAUUUUGGCCACUAGAUGGCAGCAGUGUGCGCGCAAAGUUUUUCAAAUUGAUCCAGUGAAGCGUUGCAAUACUGGACUAUUUUGUAUCAAGUCUGCCCAAAUGUGCCAAAUUGGUCAAUUGAUACAUUUUCAAGUACAUAACUAUAGAGAACAUACAAAAAUUAUAUGGUAAUACAAAAUGUAUGUUUACACACUCCCAGGAAUGUCAUACAUGAUGGAUCAUUAGCUUAUACACUAACUUUCACACAUCUAGAUGGCCGGGUAGGGUGGGUGUGGAGCCAGAGACGGCAAAGGUUCAAACUGUAGAACCCAGUUCCUACAUUUGAAUAUAAAAAUGGAUUUUAUCAAACAAAACUAUGCUACAUUUUAUCUCUGGGACCCUCAGGAUGACCAAUCAGAUCAAGAUUACUGAAUGUAAGUACAUUAUUUACCUUCAGAGGUGAAUGUAUCAAACCAGUUGCCGUGCUAAGUUUUUUGUUGUUGUGCACUCUUCUCAAACAAUAGCAUGGUAUUUUUUCACUGUAAUAGCUACUGUAAAUUGGACAGUGCAGUUAGAUCAACAAGAAUUUAAGCUUUCUGCCCAUAUAAGACAUGUCUAUGUCCUGGAAAGUUUGCUAUUACUUACAAGUCAUGCUAAUCACAUUAGCGCACGUUAGCUCAACCGUCCCGUAUAUGGGACACCGAUCCCGUAGAGGUUAAGGAAUUACUCAUGUAUUUAUGCGUAUGAGAUUGUGACAUUAUGACAUGCCAUUUUGCAUGUACAAGAAAGAUGUGUCAAUGCAGAAAUUACCCUUUCGUUGUAUUGAUUAGUUUUUUUUUUUUUAAGCCUAUGAAAUGUAUUGUCCCCAGGUGAAGCCCCUGAUCUGGAUAGAGUCUGUGAUAGAGAAACACUCCCACAGCAGGAUCGAGUACAUGAUCAAGGUAAACACCAGCCCUGCAACGUUACCCAGCAGCUAAGAUAACAGUAUGCUCUGGUAUCAAAUCAAUAGUUAACCACAAAGCUAUCAUAAACGCAAAUGGCAUGAUAUUCAGAAAUGCUGUAUAUUAAUCUCUCUUUUUCUGUCUAAGGCUAAGAGUCAGUUCAAGAGGCGGUCCACGGCCAACAACGUGGAGAUCCACAUUCCAGUUCCCACAGAUGCGGACUCGCCCAAGUUCAAGACCACGGUGGGCAGUGUCAAGUGGAUCCCAGAGAACAGUGAGGUCGUCUGGUCCAUCAAGUCAUUCCCGGUGAGUACAACAACACACUGGACCGCAUGCUAGUGUAGACCAUAGUUCUCAAAGUAGGGUUCUUUGAGAGUCUGAACAUAACCACAAAAAUCUAAAGUGUCACUUAACUAACCUGGAUACAAUCCUAACUCUUGCUCUGUUUUGUUUUGUCUUGUCUCAGGGGGGUAAGGAGUAUCUGAUGAGAGCCCACUUCGGUCUGCCAAGUGUGGAAGCAGAGGACAAGGAGGGGAAGCCCCCCAUCAGUGUCAAGUUUGAGAUCCCCUACUUCACUACGUCUGGCAUCCAGGUGAGCAUCCUUACUGCAGUACCUCUUCUAUCCACCAGGGGUCUCUUGUUGCUGUUAGUGGGAGACUGGGAAUCAUUCUAACACAGGAUGGCGCUGUUGUAACACAGAUGAGGUCUGACUGCUCGCGCUGAGAACCUGAGGUGUGCUUGAGAUCGUGCUUGGUUUGUGCUUCAAAGACUGGUGUCGUGUGUGUGUGUGUGGUUCUGUUGUAGGUAGAACUGCUGUCAUUUUAAAUACAGACCGUACAACAGACAAACUGUCAGUCAACCAACACAAAGAACAACAUCCCUUCAUCACUGUAGCGUUGGCCUGGCGGGUCUCUGUCAGAGAACAUAUCUACACUAGAGAGCUAAGAUGUUGACAAGCAGCACUCAAAAGGAUGUACACACAUUCAAAUAGUUCUGCACAGAUACUGUAUAGCUAGCAUCAGGCAACUGCUAAAAAAGAAAAACUGAUCCACACGCUCACUGCUUUUAGGACUGACUUUGUUUUGCUCUGUUUUAUUGAGACAUUGUUUCUACCCAUAAUACUCAGACCUAAUGGCCAAAAGGUAGUAGAUGGGAUGGUUAAGAUGAGGACAAUUAGGAGCACAGUACCAGUGUGCAGGUCCUUUUUUAUGUUGGGUGGUGUUCUGGAUCAGUGUCAAGCUCUCCCUGACAGCCCUCUGCUUCCAGAUCUGAUACCAGGGAAAUUACAUCAGAGCCCAGAGAAUCAAAGGAAAGCCUUUUCGUUGGCUCAGUGGUGGGUUCGCUCGCCUCGUGUCUUUGUUUCCCAAUUUCCUGGUGAAAAACGAGCAUGGCAAAUUUAUUAUCGGGACGCACACCCUCACAACAGCACUAAAACAAACCGUUUGCGUCUCCAUACAGGAAUACAAAGCUAUGAAGUCGACACAUUACAUCAUUGUAGGGAUUAACAUGGGUAACUGGGAUCCCGGGACUGUCCCGGGAACACUCUUCACAUUUCCCCCCCCCCAAAAAAAAUGACAAGACCCGGGAAAUUACAUUUUACCCCAAAGUGGCUAAUGCAAUUCCACAAAAGCAGAUUAGCAAAAAAUAAAAUAGCACAUUAUCCAAACAGGUUGUUGCAUGGAGUCUAGCAUAUUUACUUCACACAAAGUCACCAUAAAUUCAAAGCACACACAUAAUUGACACUGCCGGACUGCACACGCGACCUGAAUGCCGUUAAUAAACCCUACAGGAAACCCCUACUGUAUAGCCUAUUUUAAAAAAUUUGCCUCUGAGUUAUCAUUGUGAUUCUUCAGACAGUCACAAAUUUGAUAGGCCCCUAUGCACAAUACAUUACAUCUGUCACAGUCUGUUAACAAUUCAGUGGCAUGAGGGAAAAUUCUAUCUUCUCCUGUCAUAGCGCCUAGGCUAUUUUCCAAUCCAGUCCCAAUCCCACUGAAACCCAAAAUCCUGACUCCUGUCUCGCAUGGAAAUUCCUAACUUUAUUCUGUAAUCCAUAGGUUGCAUUAUCAAAGCACGUCUUUUUCCUAUGCAUGUCAAAAUACAGCUAUAGCUUCUCUCGUACUUGCUGCCCAUAUGAGAGCUUCGGUAGAGAAUGUCAAAUCAAAUCAAAUUUUAUUGGCCACAUGCGCCGAAUACAACAGGUGCGAUCAACAAACGGUAUGAGAGUAUAUAUGGAUAUUAUUUAAAAAGAGGUUUUCCCUGUUAAGAUACCUUUUUAAAAACAUUUCCACUCUUCAUCUCCCUGUGAUUCAUAAGCUGAUCUGCUAUCUAUAUAAUCAUCAACUCGAUUUCGCCAAAUAUUGGAGAUAUUCUGUCAUUCGUUGAAGGAUGUUAUCUAGCAAGCUUAGCAACUUUGUUCUUUUUACUUUUGUUUGACUGCCGUUACAAAGUUUGUAUGAUUCGACAACUCUAUACUCUGUGCGUCUUGAGCGCGCUCUGUGUUGAGAUUACCACUGCUGAAAUGCACUGAAUUAAUUGAGGAACAUGAGAACGCUCUGAAUUUAUGAAUGGCCUGUUUCGCAGUUCACAACAAUGUAAUUGUUGAUCAAAGAUUGUUACUCUAUCAUUACUAAAUAUCAGUUUCAUUUUCUCUGAUAUCUUCACAUAGUGGCGCAGCCAAGCCGACAAGGUGGCGCAGCACCCUUCAUAUUUGGGGAGAACCCAGGCAUUUUUACAAUAUCUUGGUUUUAAACGCUUUAAAUUGGCAAUUUGUGGACUCCAGAAAGAGUAGCUAUUGCUUCUGCAAAACGAAUGGGGAUCCAAAUAAACAAAAACGCCUGAUUUUUGUGGUAUUUCCCAGGACUCUUGGGAUGAAUAUGAAUUAUCUUUGGGAAAAUAUGAAUCCUUACAUCAUUGUGCUGCAGCACUGUGUUUUUUAGCUGGACCUGCACAACAUUUGCAGCCUUAGUAACAACUACCCUAGAUUUUAAAGUUUGCCGAGGGACAUCUCAGCUAAGCUGCCAUGCAUUGGGGCUAAACACAAAUUAGGCACUUUGGGGGUGCAGGGAGUUGGAUAUUACAGUUGAGUUAAGAGUCAGUAAAGCAGGAGAAACUCAAGCCUGUUAUCUACACCUCCAUUGUGUCGUAUUCUAAAUAAAUGUGACAUGCUAGCUCACAGUGGUGAUAUCAGUUCACAUGGCUGGAAAGCAGCAUUGGUGUCUGGUGGUUACCUCACCUUCCAUAGCAGGUUUAUGUGUGCGUUGGGAUGAUUUCCUUUCUUUUGUGAGAGCGUAUGACAAAACCUUUUUCAAUAGGCUUUGUUCCAUGUAUUCACAGGGCCUCUGUCUUGCCUGUAAAGCCACAGGAUAUAUUACCUGAUCUCUAUCUGGAUUUACCGUCUAUGCAAAUUCUCUAAAUUCACUGUCAAACUGUUUUAAUAAAUUAGACAUGAUCUACCCAAUAUAGUUAUCAUUUUGAACAUAUUUCUAUACACACAUGUUAAAGAGCCAAACAUGCUCUGCUAAAUAAGAGUUUUUCUCAGUUUUUUGUGUCAUUCCCAAAUCAAUAUUCUGCAGUGGCAUCCCACACAGAAUUGAAAGACAGAGGAUUAAAUUACACUUUGCUUGAAUUUCUCUGGAAAUGAGGAGGUUUUGGCACUAAUGGAAAAUGAGAGCUUUCAUAAUCAAAUGGAUCGACUGAGAGACAUUGACAGUGUCUUCCUGUUGUAGUGUUCUACCAGACAAUGUUCACCGAACGGUUUCAUCAUCACUACAAGAUGCACUCGUAACGUAGCCACACUUAUUUAACCCUAGUGGUGGCACCUUGAGGAAAGGGUUGCUUGUAAACCGCAGCCCCUCAAAAUAACUCACUCAACCAGAGAUCAAUGGAGCCUUCAUCAGAGAUGCUACUGGAAGCUACUAUUUAGGGGUUUUGAUGAGGAGCUAUUUUGUGGCCCUCGCUGACCCCAAGGCCGCUUCGCUGGUGUUCCAGGGCCUCUUGAACUGUGCAGAGCCCCUGUGGUCGCUCCAACGGAGCCCACCGCACGCCACCAAGGUUCUCUGCUAGCAUUGAGGGAACAUUUAUGCAGCCUGGGCUUAUUACAGGGAGCGCGCCAUUUACUGCUCAGUGUGUGUGUGUCUGUGGGUGCGUGCCUCUGCAUAUGCCUGGCUGCAUGUGUGAGCAUGUGUGCACACUCACUCUCCACGCUCCCUUGUCUCUCACACACGACACACAGCACAAAAAAAAAGAGGAACCACAUCAUCAACUCCUUGAUUAGACAGCGUGGUAUAUCAAAGUGGUGUUUUACCCCACCGCCAGCCAGGCCUACAGGCAGAUGUGCAUUAAGCCCCCCAGCCAUAUCCUAUCUGAGGUAGAAAAGGGAAGUUUACCACCAGAGCGGUUUGGGCUGCUCUAGAGGCAGAGGCUGCCGGGUUUCUUUAUAGCCUGCUGAUGGUAGGGGGGGAAGCCACAUCAGGGCUCAUCUGUCCCCCUCCAGGGGAUAAUUACAGCCAGGUUCCCCCUCCCCUCAGACACAGUGGCGUGGCCCACCAGCCCCUCAGAGAGAUGUACUCCAUAUAGGCCUAGUCAACCACCAGAACAGAACGCAUGGCCAACUGCAAGUAUUCAUUAUUUACAGUAAAUAUAUCAUAGUCCAUAUCAUGUACUGAAUAAAAAACUGGCAUUGUGUAUGAAAAUAAGAACUAUAUUUGGCACAGAUAUCAUCACGGAUAUCCUGGAAAGUAGAUAUUCUGGUGUUGUACCAAUUUGACAUGCCCAAGAAAAGCGAUUGAUGGAUGUGCCUUUGCUGUAAGUUUUGUAAGCAGAUGAUAAUUUGAUCUUCAUUUAAUGUAAAUAAACUGUUCUUACUGUUAUAAACAGAAAUGAUUAGACAUCUAUCAGUAGUUAGUAGAACUGUCAUGUAGGUUUAGUUGUUUCAAAAGAGAUCUUAAAAACAAGUUGUUUGUUGGACCAUGGGUGACAGAUUCAUUGACUAUUUUUGCUUGAGCAUUCAUUGAAGCUCUUACCUCAUGCUGAUCAAAUCAAAUAGCUGUUGAAAAGGUCAAUUGUCUACCAGAUAGCCUAGAGAAACCGCUUGUUCUAAAUAACUACUGUCUCUGUAUUCACAUUCUCUAACAUCUCAGAGAAAUCCUUAAACACUGAGGACACAUUCAUCCCCAAGAUAAAUAUGCUAUAUUUCAAGAGGGUGUCCUUGAAAUAUGACAUUUUUAGCUUGGUCCGAAUGUGUCCGAAACUUUGGAACGAAUGUGUGAAAAUGUUUGCCAAAUCGUGCCCGCUUUGGUCUUACAGUAGUUUAGAACAACAAGCAUCUAAAUUUGUAAGGCACCAGACUACUUAGACAUAGAGUAGUAGGCUACACCUCGAUUUAGCUGCAUUCAUUACAGCAUCACAUCAGCCAACCUUGUUACUGUCUGCGACUAACUGGUAGUGUAGGAAUAAGAAGCUACCAAUUUCACCACCGGCCGUGUAGAGUUGUAGACGGGUCAACUAAUGUUGGAGACUUCAGGACGAGAAAAGAGGUCUGUCCUUGUUUCACCCUGUGGGUACUAUUCCUGCAUCUCUUUUGAUCAAGGCUAUUUCUCACUAUGACUUGGUAUUGUUGGCUAAACAUAGAAACUAUGAAAUAUUAGGACAGUUCAACGUUGAAUUGGCUCAGUUAGCAUAUCACUUUUAGGCAAGAUAGGAGACUAAAGGUUAGCAUGAUUCAAGAUAGGAGACUAAAGGUUAGCAUGAUUCAAGAUAGGAGACUAAAGGUUAGCAUGAUUCAAGAUAGGAGACUAAAGGUUAGCAUGAUUCAAGAUAGGAGACUAAAGGUUAGCAUGAUUCAAGAUAGGAGACUAAAGGUUAGCAUGAUUCAAGAUAGGAGACUAAAGGUUAGCAUGAUUCAAGAUAGGAGACUAAAGGUUAGCAUGAUUCUGGCUGAUAAAAGUAUGGAUGUAUCAAUAUAGGCCAGAGGUAAUGGAAGUGUUGGACAAAAACGUCAUUCAUAAUCUUUAGUGAUAUGUAUGAGGUGAUCGCACAAUUGAGGGUAGUUGGGGAGUGUCAACAUGAUAACCACCAGGCCAUUCUGAUGGGCCUUGUUGGCUUGCUUUGACCUGCUAGCACCCCUGUUCUGCCAAUGACAGCCACUAGACCUAACUGAUGUUAGCUUUGAACUGCCAGCACUGAGAUCCUCCUGUUCUCACAACGUCUAGACUGCAGACACACACACACAGCUCUGAGACCGUUCAGACAGUCCUAUAUGCAUAUAGACAUAUUCAUUCUGCAUUGUGUAUUGGCCGUGUGAUCUGCCUCAAACACCCUUUAGAGCUUAAAUCACACUUGAAAUAGGCAUGGUGCGUAAAUGGGAGGCGAUUUCUACAGCUCACAGUCCAAAAACAGCCCUAGUCUGACAUGGAUAAUGUCAGGUCAGCAGACCGAUCUACCUCUGUGGAGUAAAUGUGUUUGUAUCCAACUAGGUUGCCUUUGCACCAGAGUGCAGGAUCAUAGCCUUUUUGGAGAGGAAUGGAGCAGCUCCCUGUUAUGAGACAAACCACCUUGUGUGUCUUGGAGGCAGGUUAUGUCCUGAUACUGGCAGUGUUCACACCUUUCUGAGAGGAACAUGAAGGAUGUGUUUUGGGUGCCCGACUGCAUGCCUGUUGCAUCUUCAUCAGGACCCCCAGACAGACGGACCACACCCAGAGGUGUUCGUUGAGGAGCCUGUAAGGGCCUGUGUCCUGUUGUAGUGUGGGUUUCUUCAUUACGGCCCAGUUAUGAUUUAUGGUACCCUUGGUGUAAAGUGUUUCACUCCCUAAUGCAAAAACGAUCAUCUUUCCCAUAUGGUGUUGAUAAAAGGCUCAGUAUUUAUGUGAAGAGAGCUGGGCUGCGGUGCGGUGUGCUGUGGCCAUUUACACAUCGUCAAAUCUGUCUGUCAGUGUAAUUCUCGGGGCCAUUAUUGCAAGUCUUUUAUACUGGGGAAGAUUUAAGGCGUAAUCCCCCACUCUCAUGUUCUGUUAGAAUCUCUGAAUGCCUCAAGGUGCUCCCCGUUUCAACGAAAGCCCAGCCAUGAAACAAUAAGGAACUGUUUUACGAUGGGGGAAUAUGAAGCUCAAUCCACUGAUAAGCUCACCACAGAGAUAAGCAUGCUAAAUAUAUUGUUUGUUUUAUAGGCCUCAGUGUAAAAUAAUGAGAUUUUAAUGACAGUUGCAUUCUCAUGUGUUCUGCUUACACUCACAGUUAUGCAAUAUGUGUGCCCUUGGUGGGUCUUGUUCAAUAGGUUGUAGUUUCACAAGAAGGGCAAGUGAAGAAUUUAUGAAAUUUCACAUAGGAUUGGGAAGUGCCAGUUCCCUAAUUUGUAUUAAUAUCGAAAAGUUUCUUAACCACUUCUUCAUACCAGCUAAUUUCUCUCUUGAAUGUGAGAAUAGUUCCCAUCAUCUGCAGACGUUUACUUUGUUUACAGGGCAUAUAUGACCUUAUGGGUGUAACUUGGCAUUGUUAAAGGUAGUAUUUUAAGUGGAUGUAAAAAAGAAUCUUCCUUGUAAAAACAACACAGUAUCAUGUACAGUUAACCCUAUUUUGUUAUAUUCAAUGUACUUGACUGGUUUUCCAAACAGGCUCAGAUUGACAUUAAAUAAACUGAGUGUACAAAACAUAAGAAACACCUUCCUAAUAUUGAGUUAUAUUGAGCACCCCCUUUUACCCUCAGAACAGCCACAAUUUCUCGGAGUAUGGACUCUACAAGGUGUUGAAAGCGUUCCACAGGCAUGCUGGCCCUUCUUGAGUCCAAUGCUUCCCAUAGUUGUGUCAAGUUGGCUGGAUGUCCUUUGGGUGGUGGACCAUCCUUGAUACACAUGGGAAACUGUUGAGCGCCAAAAACCCAGCAGCGUUGCAGUUCUUGACACUCAAACCGGUGCACCUACUACCAUACCCCGUUCAAAGGCACUUAAAUAUUUUGUCUUGCCCAUUCACCCUCUGAAUGGCACACAUACACAAUCAAUGUCUCAAUUAUCUCAAGGCUUAAAAACUCUUCUUUAACCUGUCUCCUCCCUUUCAUCUACACUGAUUGAAGUGGAUUUAACAGGUGACAUCAAUAAGGGAUCAUAGCUUUCACCAGGAUUCACCUGGUCAGUUUAUGUAAUGGAAAGAGCAGGUGUUCCUAGUGUUUUGUACACUCAGUGUAUGUACUCUAAUUACUCCCUUUAAUCACUGUUUGCGCUCAGUGUGAUGAUGGACAUACACAGUGUGAUGUUUGUUUGCUCACUCUUGUUUUUAGGUGCGCUACCUGAAGAUCAUUGAGAAGAGUGGCUACCAGGCUCUGCCAUGGGUUCGAUAUAUCACACAGAACGGAGGUAAGGCUGAACUAGACAUUCACACCAAACCUCCCAAUGAAGACUGACCCUUAACCCACCAUACUGUAAUCAUGAUCUCUCAUUAUCCCACCCACCAAACAUCUGCAUGUGAAACGCACUGUCAUCUACCAUCAAUCGUAUGCGUUGAACUAUGCAUGUCUGAACUGCCACGUGGCUCUGCUCCUGUACUCUGGCUCUUCUGCUUCUGGGUGGGCCCCCCACGUUGCUCUGUUGCCCCGCACAUAAGUGUUGAGGCUUUUACUGGUUUCAAUAGUUUUAGUAAUUACAGCACUGAAUGUUGCUUCAGGGACCGUUUUGCCCUGCCAGGAAUAAGUCUAGGGGACACUGCUACCAAGUGGUCUGCAACGUCCGUCACUGGAUUUUCCCCUGCUUCAUGCAGUUGCUGUGUGUGGUUCUGUUAUCUACUGUACGCCAUGUUGUAAGGCGCUAUAGUACAGUCGGCAGUCCGUCUCUCUCCAGACCUCUCUUCCUGAUCAGGUUAUCUGUGCAGGUGGUCUGAGACAGGGGCCCCUCCCCUCCCGACUCUGAUUGGCAGGAAGGAAGCAUCCAGGAAAUAGAGUUGUUCUUGGCGGCCGCUGGCCAUCUGUCGUACGUACUACACCCCAACUAAUGGCUGUCUUACUUAUACACCGGCCCCCGCAGAGCAGAGCCAACCAACAUAUUCAUUACCUCCGAUAUCAACCAGAGGAAGGCAUUCGUCUCCGCCGACAGCCUCUCGACUGGACGUUUGUUUUGAUACUUUGUCAAUCGGGGGGUUGAAUAUUUUGUUCCGGGCGGUCUUUGGUGUCUACUCCAUGCAAGGCCAAACUACAGGUCCUGGCUUUGUUGUUGUCUGUGCGUGUGGCUUGAAUCCAGUCUAUCUGAAUCGCUGACUCGCUGAUCCUAAUGGAAUUCAUGUCAAUGUUUUCACUACAGUGAAAGUAGAUUAAACGGACAAGAAACAAUAUCUCCAGUGAUCCAUUCUCACCAGAAAGUAUCAUGAUAUUUGACAAUAUGAAUCCCGGCAAUUAUAUGGCUCCAUUUUGUCUCAAUCCCCUCUGAAAUAGAUGAGUUCCACCUCCAUUGUCUGCGAGGAGAGCGAAAGCCAACACAUGCUGAAGCGGUUAAGAAUGAUGCUGCAACUCUGACAUUGAUACUAUCUUUUGCAAGAGUGAAAAAAGGGAAGAAAAACACGGAAGGGGGGAAAAGCUCAGAGGUCCCAGAGGACUGAGAGAACCUGCUAGCGUAGCGAGAGGGGAGGGCCGGCCGGAGAGGCUUUUGCCAAACGAUGGUGACCUCUCCAGUUUGGGGUUAGCGGAUGACGAAUGUAGGCAGCCCACAGGGACUCCAUGUGCACGCCCUUGCUCUUAAAUGUUUAUCUUACCUUAUGUCUCUGGGUUAUUGCCAGUGCAUUUAGCCAAGGAAUGAUUUAGGAAUGCACAUGUGAGUAGGGGAAUUCAGGGCUGCUGAAACUGAAAGCAUACUUUUUCCAUCGUCCCCCUCUCACAAAAUGUUUCUGAUAGGAUCUAAUAAAACAGGGAUCAGUGGGUCUGUUGAAUUACUUGUCUUGAGGAUGGGUGAUAGAUUUCAUACUGGGGAGGUUAGACCUUAACGUGGGUGGAUCGCUGAAUACUUACAGUAGAUGUACUGUGUAUAUAGACUGAAUUCUUUAGAUAAAUAAAGAUUAAAUAAUACAAUAAAAAAUAUUUUGUUGACACAGAUAUAAAAAAUGUAAGAACGGUGCCAUCAUACUGCACUGUUGUAUUUCACCGAAAGGGAAGGUGUAGCUAACCUUUUCCAUACAUCUGUAUUUGUAAUGUUCAUGUAUGGGGGAUUCCACUAGUUCCGCUUAGGGUUAAAGAAAAUACUAGACCUUUUGUUUGAGUUAAUGCCCCUAACUUUAAUACAAAAUCCAACUUUAUUAUCACUCAUCAAACCUGUUAUUAAACAGAUUUAAGUUGACAUGUUGUGGAAGCUGUCAGGGUAAUCAAACAACACGGAUCACAGUGGUGUAAUUACAAACUAGGUGUGAAGACGAGAUAUCUCAUGUAGGCUACCUCAUGUGCUCUGGCCACUGCCAAGUUUUACUUCCAUGUUCACCCCCAAGGCCCCAACUGAAUAGCCAACGCCACCUGAACUGACUGCUUGCAUCAUCUUGAUGAGCUCUGGGUUUUAGUGGUCAAACUGGGCACCAGUUUCCAGACUGAUUCCUUGCCAGUGCCCACCGCAGACUGCUACCGCGCCACCAUUUUGUGUAUUUUUUUUCCUCCUAUGUAAUUUUCUUGAUCAAAAGAGAUGCAACGUUAGCGGAAAGAUGUCCCUAGUCUUAACUGACGAUUCAAUCUUCAUGAGAUUGAUUUCAUUAAAAGAGCUGAAAUGUAAUUAGGCAUCCUUAAUAUUAAGCGUGGUAUCCUGUAUGGUUUUAUUAACUUAAUCUAUUAAAGUUUACACCUUCAAAGGGGAAGAAGUGAAUUAUUAUUGACCUAUGUCUAUGUGACAUCUCAAUGUUAUCAAACAAUGAAAGACAAAGUACUUCAAAUUGCACGUUUCAUAUCACUUUUAAAAAGGGGCAGUGUUCUUUUAUGGGGAAGCGAUACUCGACACUGUACAACUCUAGAAAUAAAGCACUGGCCCUAACCCAACUAGAUGCCUUGAUGCCUUUGGCAGCCUGACAGUUUCUUCAGGCUGAUUGAAAAGCCUCGUCCGAUUUGCAGAGCGCCCUUGGGGCCUUGAUGUGGCCGUAGGUCCUGAUUGGCAUGUUGGUGGCGGUGAGGUCACGGACGGGGCUGUCGUUGAAGACUGGUGGAAAGUGUAGGAGUGGUGUGACAGGGUGAUGCCACCCCCAAGGAACCUGUGGCUUUACCCCAGCACGAACAUGCACUUUGUUGUGGACCACGGAGAGCCAAUGGCACAUCAUCUGUGUGUCCCUGUGUGUGACUGUGCUAUGGCCAGGAGCCUGAGUCAGCAAAGCCACGUAUUGGCUCCGUCUCUUCAAGAAGAACUGUGUGCGCGUGCAUUUCUGGGGAGAGGGGCGCAUAGGACCAAAUUAGAGACCUCCCAUGAGCGUGCAGUAAAGGUCUGUAAACACAGCCUAUCAAUUACCACAGCCAAAGUAGUCCUGAAGACUUAAGCUGUCUUAUUCUACCCCUUUAAUGUUCUCCUCACUCAAAAGCCAUAUAGGAAACCAGCAUGUGUUUGAUGGUUAAGAGGACAGUCAUUUUCAAGGAGACUUUGGGGGGGUGGAAAUAAGCCACCAGACCCAUUGUCUAGCCCGUGGCAUGUGCACUCUACAAUAAAAAAUAGUUAUCCAGGCGAGUCGGGGUAAUUUAGACUGGUGUGUAGACUGGAUUAAAGAGUUCCGUUAAGUCAAAUAUUUUUAAAGAAAUGUCAUAUUACCGAGAAGUAAUAUCUUGAAGUUUAUUAGGUCUGUUAAAGUUGUUUUGAAGGGGUCAAAAGUCUUUAGUUUUAUUCACAUGAAAACAUUCUGUCAAACGAACAAUAUGAAUUCCCACAUUUAGAAAGCGAACAGUUGAGUUUCACUAGAAGUAAACAUGUUAUGAUAUUUAAAGUGUGUGUGGCAGCAACAUGUGGGUGUCUGUGUUAGACACUUCAUAACUACCAAAUUUGGCACUGUAUUUCUCAAACCACCGUCACAUGUUAAAGGAAUUACAAAUGUCAGUAGUGCAUUUCAAACCCACGUCACGUAACAAUACUAUUGGGCUCAGUUCACCAUUGUUCCAAGUGCAUCUGGUUCCCCCUAGCAACCACAGAAACACUGCUCCACCGUAGGCGUUGCACUUAAUUGCUCUUAAAGCAGAUAUGAUUUAAGGCAAAUGAAAACCAGAUACGCUGGGCUUAGGGGGCAAGCGGUUUCAUCACUCCAUGUCUAAUGUUCCACACCACACUGUUUCCAUAACAAACUGUGUUUUUUUUAUUGUUAUCAUUACAGAAAUUGAGGCUGUGUUCUUUAGGCUAAAGAGUGCGAUUUUGGAGAGGUUUCCACUAACAGACAGUACAGAUCUCGUUAAAUCCGGCCCAUGCUGCGUGCUUGCCCUCGUCGUAAAAGUGAAUUCACACAGUCCACAUACAUACAUACAUACAUACAUACAUACAUACAUACAUACAUACAUACAUACAUACAUACAUACAUACAUACAUACAUACAUACAUACAUACAUACAUACUGUACAUAUAGUACCAGUCAAAAGUUUGGACAAACCUACUGAUUCCAGGGGUUUUCUUUAUUUGUACUAUUGUCUACAUUGUAUGGAAUCAUGUAGUAACCAAAAAAGUGUUAAACUGAUUCUUCAAAGUAGCCACCCUUUGCCUUGAUGACAGCUUUGCACACUCUUGGCAUUCUCUCAACCAGCUUCAUGAGGAAUGCUUUUCCAACAGUCUUGAAGGAGUUCCCACAUAUGCUGAGCACUUGUUGGCUGCUUUUCCUUCACUCUGCAGUCCAAUUCAUCCAAAACCAUCUCAAUUGGGUUGAGGUCGGGGGAUUGUGGAGGCCAGGUCAUCUGAUGCAGCACUCCAUCACUUUCCUUCUUGGUCAAAUAGCCCUUACACAGCCUGGAGGUAUGUUUUGGGUCAUUGUCCUGUUGAAAAACAAAUGAUAGUCCCACUAAGCGUGAACCAGAUAGGAUGGUGUAUCGCUGCAGAAUGCUGUGGUAGCCAUGCUGGUUAUGUGUGCCUUGAAUUAUAAAUAAAUCACUGACCAUGUCACCAGCAAAGCACCAUCACACCUCCUCCAUGCUUCACGGUGGGAACCACACAUGCGGAGAUCAUCCGUUCACCUACUCUGCGUCUCACAAAGACACGCGGUUGGAACAGAAGAUCUCUAAUUUGGACUCAUCAGACCAAAGGACAGAUUUCCACCGGUCUAAUGUCCAUUGCUCGUGUUUCUUGGCCCAAGCAAGUCUCUUCUUCUUAUUGGUGUCCUUUAGUAGUGGUUUCUUUGCAGCAAUUCGACUAUGAAGGCCUGAUUUCAUGCAGUCUCCUCUGAACAGUUGAUGUUGAGAUGUGUCUGUUACAUGAACUCUGUGAAGCAUUUAUUUGGGCUGCAAUCUGAGGUGCAGUUAACUCUAAUGAACGUAUCCUCUGCAGCAGAGGUAACUCUGGGUCUUCCUUUCCUGUGGCGGUCCUCAUGAAAGCCAGUUUCAUAAUAGCGCUUGAUGGAUUUUACAAACUGCACUUGAAGAAACUUUCAAAAUACUUGAAAUUUCCGGAUUGACUGACCUUCAUGUCUUGAAGUAAUGAUGGACUGUUGUUUCUCUUUGCUUAUUUGAGCUGUUCUUGGUCUUUUACCAAAUAGGGCUAUCUUCUGUAUACCACCCCUAACUUGUCACAACACAACUGAUUGGCUCAAACGCAUUAAGAAGGAAAGAAAUUCCACAGAUUAACUUUUAACAAGGCACACCUGUUAAUUGAAAUGCAUUCCAGGGGACUACCUCAUGAAGCUGGUUGAGAGAAUGCCAAUAGUGUGCAAAGCUGUCAUCAAGGCAAAGGGUGGCUACUUUGAAGAAUCUGAAAUCUCAAAUAUAUUUAGAUUUGUUUAACACUUUUUUGGUUACUACAUGAUUCCAUAUGUGUGUUAUUUCAUAGUUUUGAUGUCUUCACUAUUAUUCUACAAUGUAGAAAAUAGUAAAAAUAAAGAAGAACCCUGGAAUGAGUAGGUGUGUCAACUGUACGUACACACAUACAUAAACAAGUACACAAUCCGUUGUGUGUGAGAAGGAGUGCGGAUGUCAUGCUCACCUCUACUCAAAACUCAGAUUCCUGAACAGAUAAGCAGUCAGAACUUGGCUUGAGCGAAGAAACCAAACUCCAUACAGCUGUGUGCUUCCCAUUGUAAAUGUAUGUGUGUUUAAGAUGUUUAUUUACGACUCAUACUGCCAAGCAUAGCACCAGAGGAACUUAACGUCUCCUUACAAACACACAAUCUUUGGUCUGAGGGAACUAAAAUAAGGAAACUUAUCCUUGAGCUGGUUCUGCUGGUUUUAACAAGAGUUGUCUCUACUUAUUGUCUUUCUUCUGUUUGUUUUAUAAUGGGUGGAGCCAACUCCCACAAGACGAAUCACUGUUUAUUUUGAUUGGCUCUUGGAGUAAUAUUAAAACGUUAAUGAAUUGUGUGUGUUUUGAGGUCAAGAUGGAAGGGUAGGGAAAGGACUUCUCUGUAAGCAUUCGCUUAGCUUUUAUGGCCAAACCAAUGUUUAUAGAUCAGUCAAUAUUCAUGUAUGACUGUCAGCGAAAUGUAUGUUGUUACUGAUGAGAUCACUAAUUAUUAUUUUAAUUUUAUUUUUUUCUCCAGAUUACCAGCUCCGAACCCAAUAGAAGCUGCAGCAGGGGAAGGAAGGACCCAUAUUUCCAGGAUGUAUAAUUACCUAUAGUCCUAUGUCAUGGGCCGUUGUUGUCAAAUGUCUUAAUAUUUGUUUUCAUUUCCAUCUUUAAAGUUUGGUUCAAGUUUAGUGCCAUAAUAUGAAAAUGAUACUCCUCUGAAAAUUCCGAAUUUAGGCUUUUAUUUGUUUACAGUUGUACUCCUCCAAAAGCAGUGAAAUGUAUAAUAUGUCUAGAGUUACGCAAAGGUAGGUCAGUUGCAAAUAAUGAAUACAAUUAUUGAUACUUUACUUCCUUGUGGUCUAGCGUUCGAAGCUGCUGCCUCCAGAUCACAUAUACCGCUGCAGCAUGGGUUUGGAUCUGUACCACUGCUAUGUCCUCUCUCCUUCCUCUCUAUAUCUUUCCUGUCCAAUAAAAACAGAAAAUAUGUGAGUGGGACUGCCACACUCCUUUAAAAAAAAAAAUAUAUAUAUACUUUCCCCCUUUUCCAUCUAAAUUACCUGCUUGAAAUGUUAUUUCAUAGGUCAAUUUCAGGUGUUACAAGUUGAGUGUGACCAACGAAACAGUACAGUGUUAUAAGAAGCUAAUGUGAAUUGACAAACUGCGUUCUUCAUUUCUCUGUUCCAUUUACUUGGUGAUAGCCUGACUCAAAGCUGAAAAAGCUCUUUAAUCUAUUUUGUCUGGUCAGGCUUCAUCAGACAUCAGUCUGUGUGGCUGUUAUGAUGAGAUAAGGUGCAUUGGUACAUUCAUGCAGAUCAAAGUGAGCACUUAAAAUAGACAAUGUAAUAAAAUAUGUGCCACAUUAGUUUUUAUGUUUGUGUCAUGACUCCAAAAGUACAGUUCCUUUAGGCCACCAUUAC
Molecule: messenger RNA, 19836 nt
Organism: Coregonus sp. 'balchen'
Lineage: Eukaryota; Metazoa; Chordata; Actinopteri; Salmoniformes; Salmonidae
Source: the annotation of a GenBank genome assembly